AUGCAAAUGUUAGGAAGUGUGCUUCUCUUUUCAUCAUUUCUCUUCCAAAUUCAUAUUUUUGUAGAAAAAAAGUAUGCUAUUGCGGAUCUUGAAGUUACUGUUGGUGAUGAAAAGCAUUUGGAUGUGUGCGUAAUAGCACAUAAUUGGAUUAGUGAAGAUGGCGAAAAUUGUCUUUAUCCUACUUACUUAGCCCCUAAAAAACAAGCCAACGCGACCAAGACAUGCAUGGAGCCCACUGCAAAAUUCAACACCUAUCCAGCCAUUAUUCGUGCUUGGUUUGUGACAUAUGAAGAAGCAAGGAGGAAGUUAGAACGGGCUGUUGAUAAAACUGAUUUAGAAUCUGAUGCAAACAAAGAAUUUGUCAUCGUCGGAAGAUGA
Messenger RNA from Cyphomyrmex costatus, 378 nucleotides. RefSeq lists its product as uncharacterized. The coding region runs from base 1 to 378 and encodes 125 amino acids. The record is from RefSeq and is a predicted model, not a curated record. The transcript has 3 exons. Lineage: Eukaryota; Metazoa; Arthropoda; Insecta; Hymenoptera; Formicidae.